CGAGUCUGUGAGAGUCCAAGUCUGGUGAGAUCAUUCCACAUUAUUUAUCGUAACGUUCACGGCCCCAAAGAUACGCAAUGAAUGGUGACCGCGGAGCAUACCCAGAAGAAGUAGAAAUAGCUCCAGGGAUAUACCUAACCCAAAGGGGUUCGCACCCAAAGCCACCAAACCCAGCAGGUGCACAACAAGAUGCGGGUGGAACAAUCCAAGACAAUGCCGAGUGGCUCCAACAAGAAACAGCCCGCCUACGACGUUCUGUCGAACUAUUACUACGUUCAAAUCAAGAAAUGCGAGAUUCUGACCCGGGGGACCCAGAUUUUGUCCAGGCAAUCGACGAGAACGUUGCAGUGAUUGAACGACAAAUACAAGUUAUCAGAAAAUAUGAAGAGCGUAUAAAACAGUUACUCGGCGAUGCAGCGCCGCCGAAUGGGUCAGCAGGUGGAAGAGGGUGCGACAGAGAACUCGUGGAUGGGACCUGGGUGCAAGUUUCGAAUGAAGUAGAGAGUCCAUCGCAAGACGAAGUGGUUGGAAAUGCAGUUAGGGAAACAGUGGGUUCGAAUCAUGCUGAAAGUACUCGGGAAUCAGGAGGUGGUCAAGGAGGGAUAGUCGAGGAUAACACAGGUGUUUUUCUAUAAGAUGGCGGAAAACUUUUGGAGUCGCAAGGCCCUUUCACCUGUACAUACUUUUAUUUCCAGUAAAUAUGUGGUUGAUACAAAACGUUGAUCGGAAUUGCC
This is a messenger RNA of Spizellomyces punctatus DAOM BR117, 734 nucleotides long. RefSeq lists its product as uncharacterized. The transcript has 2 exons. The coding region runs from base 78 to 635 and encodes 185 amino acids. Lineage: Eukaryota; Fungi; Chytridiomycota; Chytridiomycetes; Spizellomycetales; Spizellomycetaceae. The record is from RefSeq and is a predicted model, not a curated record.